Capsaspora owczarzaki ATCC 30864 is the source of this 1338-nucleotide messenger RNA. RefSeq lists its product as hypothetical. Gene Ontology annotation, biological process: sphingosine biosynthetic process. The record is from RefSeq and is a predicted model, not a curated record. Gene Ontology annotation, cellular component: membrane; cytoplasm; intracellular membrane-bounded organelle. Gene Ontology annotation, molecular function: kinase activity. Lineage: Eukaryota; Filasterea; Ministeriida; Capsasporidae. The coding region runs from base 1 to 1338 and encodes 445 amino acids. The transcript has a single exon.
AUGAGUGUGGCACCACCAAAGUCAGCGCUGGCAGGGAAACGCCUGAUGGUGCUGGUGAAUCCGAUCGGCGGAGCGCGGCAGGGGCGAGUCAUUUGCAACACGCGCGUCCUACCGUUCCUGGUGGCUGCGGGCGUCGAGGUCGAGGUCGUUGAAACGCAGUACCGUGGCCACGCGCUCGAGCUGGCACGAGAGACAGACUGGACCAGGUACGACGCUGGGCUGCUGUGCAUUGGUGGCGACGGGCUCAUCCAUGAGGUUAUCAACGGGAUUGUGCAGCAGUACGAUGACGACCAAGCGACAAAUUCGCAUGGCCCCAAUCAACAACACACACCACAGACCGACAACGCCGCUCAGCAGCCGUCCAACGCAAGUCCACUGACAAUUCCGAUCGGCGUUAUUCCUGCUGGCUCUGGCAAUGGGCUUUGUGCAAGUCUCGGAAUCACCACUCCAGAGCAAGUGGUGGAUGCAAUGCUUGCCGGGUUUACCGCACCGCUCGAUUUGUUCAGGACAUCGUUGCAAAUCCCUCCCCACCACCACCACCACCCUCACCACCACUCGUCGAAUGAUACGGACGAAGAGUACUCCACGAGCAACACGGCUGCUAAACCGUUCUGCCCGAGCCCGCUGGACGAAACCGCGCAUGAUGAUUUGUCCACUUUGGGCAACGUCGGAUUCUUGAGCGUCGCUUGGGGAUUUUUGGCCGAGUUCGACCAUCUUGGCGAAGGCAAGCUGCGCUGGAUGGGCCCGCUGCGGCGGACACUGCUCCCGCUGUACUUGCUUGGCAUGAAACGAAUCCAACACGGUCGAAUCGUGUUUGAAGGGGUGGUUUCGCCCGACCCUUGCGCCAUUCCAGAGCAGCCCGACUACCUCAAGACACCUGCCGACCGUCUCAAAGUGCACCAGAGUACGCUCAACCAAGACAACCAGAGUCAAGACCCCGGCUAUGUGCAAAGCGGCGUUCUGACGGCUCGCUACUCGAACAAUGGAACCCGUGUUGAGCUAGAAGGCCCGUUUGUCAACGUGAUGGUGUGCAACACGCCAUGCAUUGCUGACGAGGCUCUGGCGGCCCCGUUUUCUCGCUGCCACAAUGGUCUGCUCGAUGCCGUGGUCUUUGAGGACGAAAACCGCUUUCAAAUUGCAAUGGCCUUGGAUGGCAUGACCAAUGGGUCGGUGGUGAUGCACCGCCACAUGCGGUACUACCAAUGCCGCUCGUUCACCAUUCUCCCAUCCACUCCAGGGUACAUGGCGAUUGACGGCGAAGUGAUUCCCGCGCAGCCCAUCACCGUUUCUGUCUGGCCGCGCGCCGUUCGCGUGUACUCUCCCAAGCAUAUUCCAUAG